Dermacentor silvarum is the source of this 2166-nucleotide messenger RNA. RefSeq names its product lysosomal alpha-mannosidase-like. Bases 24 to 1661 code for a protein of 545 amino acids. Gene Ontology annotation, cellular component: lysosome. Lineage: Eukaryota; Metazoa; Arthropoda; Arachnida; Ixodida; Ixodidae. The transcript is spliced from 11 exons. Gene Ontology annotation, molecular function: carbohydrate binding; alpha-mannosidase activity. The record is from RefSeq and is a predicted model, not a curated record. Gene Ontology annotation, biological process: mannose metabolic process.
UGAUUGCAAGUGGUCUGGUCUCCAUGAUGAACCCUGGCGCCACACCGUCGAUCGAAGUUGCACACCAGCUGGGCUUCUGUCACCUCCUAAACCAGAGCGACUGCACCCUCACUGAGAGAGAACACGAGUUUACCGUGCUGGUGUACAACCCGGCAAGCGUUCCACUCUCGUCGCACGUGCGGCUUCCGAUUGGUGGCACCGAUGAGCCGACCACGAGCGUCGUGGGACCUGAUGGAGAGAAGAUCGAGUCGCAGGUAGUCCAAUUAGCUCCCCACCGUCAUGCCAUACCGGAGGUCCUGGGCAACGCCACGUCGUCACUGGUGUUUCAAGUGAAAGUGGAGCCGUUGGGCGCCAGCCUGUACCACGUUAAACGAGAACCACCUGCUGUCCAAGUGCCCGAGGACUUCCUUCAAGUCGACGAGCCAGCCAACUUUAUAGAGAAUGAGCGAUUCCGCGUCGUUGUGAACCCGGAGACUGGCCUGGUGUCGAGCGUCGUGCUGCUGGGGCGCCAGCUGACAGUCCAGCUUCGGCAGACGUUCGGCGCCUACUUGUUCGCGGUCAAGGCACCGGGAAACAUGAGCCCGCCGGGUCACUACGUGUUCAGCGCGUACCGCGAAGCGGAGGACAUGGGAGACCAGGUCACCUACCGCAUCGUCAAGGGUCCUGUGGUGCAAGAGAUCCAUCAAAUCUUCAAUGGCUUUGUCUCGCAAAUCAUAGCCAUUCACAAGGACAGCCCGUAUAUCGAGUUCACCUGGACUGUGGGUCCGCUUACAGAACUGUUGACGCCUUCCAUCGUGCAAAGUAGUACGGGGUGUGACGUGGUCAGCCGAUUCGACACUGACCUCGGCAGUGAAGGAUUUCACACGGAUGGAAACGGCUGGAGGAACAUGCGCAGGACAGUAACAUUUCACAAGGACAAGCUUCCCAUUCCGGCCAACUACUAUCCGGUCACGUCUUGGAUCUACAUCGAGGACAAAGCCAGAGACCUGCAGAUGCUGGUCGUUCCCGACCGCCCACAGGGUGGGACCAGUCUGCGUAAGGGACAUCUGGAGCUCAUGGUACAUCGGCGACACGCGACCAACGACGAACUUGGAAAUCCCGAGUUUCUGCUCGAAACCGGAAAUGAUGACCAGGCCCUGGUGGCGAAGGGAACUCACCGCCUUUUCUUGGGUUCACGAGCCGAGGUUACGAGCAUUAUGCGGCUGCAGGCGCUACAGCUCGUCUAUCGGCCGCUGCUGGUCUUCGCUCCAGCCGGGUGGAGACCCAGAAAGAAGAAGUUUUCGGCGCUGAGACAGCCACUUCCCAGCACCGUGCACGUGCUGACGUUAGAGAUGCUCCCAGCACACGAAGUGCUCCUCCGUCUAGAGCACUUGGCCACCAACGACACGACCGUCAAGAUCAGCAUCACCCGUCUGCUGGCGGGUUGCCGACUGGAGAACGUCCGGCCAACGACGCUGGGGGCCAACCGCUUCCUUCCGGGUCCCAAGCGCCAUCGCUGGCGCACGCAAGAGGAGGCCCGCGGCUGGAAGUCACGGUUUUCCGUCGACGAUGUGCUAAUGGCAGCUCCCGAAAUGACCACGGAAUCGAGCACGGGCGAUAAGCACGUUAAUCUACGACCGGGACAAAUCGCUACUUUCUUGGCGAAGCUGGUCGCCGAGUGAGCACGUUGCCCACGCACCAUAGGGCCGACCAGAAACGACUGAAGCAUCACAGCAGGUCGUCGGCGUCAUGAUUUUGUCAGGGAAGCAGUGUUAUCCAAUUAGCGCGUUCUGACAAAGGUUCCGGAAGUGUUUUUUUUUUUUAAGUGUUGAGGCAAGAGCCGGGCUCAUUUCGACUGCACAAACUUUUUUUCUUUUGAAUUGUGAAACAAAGGCUUAAUAUUUACAAUAUUCGAGGGGGCCAGUGUCACCCCUGCAAUGGAACCUGUCGGACGCUCGCUCGCACUUCGCAGCAGCAUUCGCCCGCCAUUACCGCUUGCGAUUCUUCGAAAUUAAAUUGCUUCAAAAUUAAACCUGUCCGUCACGGUAAGACAAUGAAUGGCUCAUACCCCCUUAAGCAACGGUUCAUACCCCCGUAAACGCGGCCUCCCCAUUACGACGACAGAAUAGAAGUGAAUUUCUACGCUGGAAUGAUGAGCGGCAACGAAGCCAGCUGUGGAAGACGACG